Molecule: messenger RNA, 1686 nt
Organism: Tuber aestivum (summer truffle)
Lineage: Eukaryota; Fungi; Ascomycota; Pezizomycetes; Pezizales; Tuberaceae
Source: the annotation of a GenBank genome assembly
CAAGUGUCUAUCCCCCUCGCACUUCAUUUGAAGUGUCAAGUCACAUACGACAUCUUUUCGAAUACCAGGUGGAAACCAGGAGAGGUAAGGCUUUAUUCCCCAUCCUCAGUAUCAAUUUCAGAAAUAAACUAACUAUUCAACAAGAUGUACGUCCAAACCCGCAGCAUCCGCGACUUUGCCUUCAUUAACUCCCAAUCCGAACGCUUCGGCGCCACCGUGCAAUUCAGCAAGAUUCUGCGCGCAUUGUAUGAGCACCCAGACUGGUCGCAGAUCUACAACUUCUGCAGCAAACGCUACUCCAAGCGCGAAGUUCUCUCAAACCGUUCCGCACGAGUGUUAAAACCAACGAACGACGAGCUGGGGUUUAGUUUCAACACCAACAAGACCGUCACCGUGGACUUCAACACCGACCCAUCGUCCAUCGGUCUCCCACAGGACUUCAUCACGCAAAUCGCCAAAGCGACUCGCAAAGCGGUCGCGCGAAUGCUCGGUCCAGAUCCGAUUAAUUGCUCUAUCGGCCCAGCCAUCAGCUUAGGCAUUGGCGCAGCGUCAUAUAUGGAUCUCAUCUACGGUGGCAGCGCGCCUGGCACUGAGCGCCCCUGGGCACCGACGAAAUGGCUGGGGGAGAUCAAGGCAGACGGUCGCGGCCGCACGCCCAAGGAGUGGAAAUCACUGUGGGAAGUGAUUGCUGACUGGGUCUACGAGAACGACGCGAUGUCGAUCAUUGAAUUUGGCGGAAUGCAUACGUUCAAGUACCGCCUGAGCGAUGAAGAGAAUAAAGAGAGAUAUCUUGGCUUGAAGUGUCCGCGGAAGUACCUUCAGACAGAUGCAAUUCAUGGGGCGGAUGCGAUUCGGGAUAUGUUUGAUCAGCUCAUCGAGACACCGAAGAAGUUCCAUGGGAUUGAGUGGGAGUUUUUGGAAUUAGAGGCGGAUCCAGACGUUCAGACUGCAUUUUUGGCGAGGUUUGGACCGAAGCCGGCGGACGCGGCGAAGAUGGCGGAGGAUAUGCAGAGGAAUGUUAGUCCCGUCAGUUACUACAGACUUGGGUACAAUGAGGUCCCUCCAAAUCGGCUGAGGCCAUGUCCAGAAACGUAUAAUGGAACUGACUGGGAGAGAUGGAUGCUUUCUAUUGAGGGAGGCUGUGUCGUCGCGGUAGACACUGUUUUCCAGGUGAGUACCUUACGUGAUCCUCUUCAAUCACUCAUUCUAACUUGUAAAAGGCUCUGUGGGCGGUGAUGUUGUUGACAUAUCUGCCACUGCACAUCAAAAUCAUGAACAAAAACGACGCUUUUCCAAAUUUUCCUGAUCUAGAUUGCGUUUAUUUGUAGCAUUUUAUUAAACACAUAGGCAGUGUCAUACAAUUUAAUAUGCAUUCCUCUUCCCGCAUUUUACUGUGGCUUUCUCCAUGGCUGGCUUCUGGCCCAGAGCUUCGAUGUUCUGGCCUCCGACGUGAGACACAUGCCGGUAGGUCUGAUUGUAGUCAUAUGUAAUGUAUCUUCCUUGAUCUCCUCAAACCGCCCCUUUGCGCUAGAUACGUUCCCGGUCUUCCAACCGCUACUGUCUAAGACACCGUCCUGCAGCAAAUACCGAAAAAUCAGAUGUUGUGAGAGCACCUCAGUCAGAGCCAAAAGUGGACCCAAGGAGUUUUUCGGGGCCGUGGAGGCGUCAUUGAAAGUCGAGUGUUGA